UCGUCCUCCAUGCCAUCCUCCAUGUUGAAUGUUUAGGGUCUUUCGGGGACCAGUUAAAGAUGGUAUCUCUGGUGAAUAUAUGAUAAAUUACAUCCAAAAUGUCCUCGUCAUCACAGGACUUCCAAUUCUUGGAUUUGACUGGGGUGUGUGAAGAUGAAAGGCAACAUCUUCUGUCACUUUUCACUUGUGACAACCCUGCCGUCCUCGUGCUGGCUCCUGAUGCUCCUCCAGGUGGCCGCAAGUAUGGAGGUGUGGAGGAAUCUAUACAAACUUCACCCACCCCAACACCACCUCCUCCAUUGGUGCUUCAGGUCAAAGAGGAAGAGGAGGAGCCUCUAACUCAUGAUGAACACAUCGCUUCUAAUUCCUCCCAAGAGGAGCUUGCUGGACCAGUUGCCUUUCUCCCUGAUGGGGGCUUUGCUGAUGAUGGUAAGGUGAGUGUGAUGGCUGGGUCAACACCACCACCCCAUGCAACUUCUGUCACCAGCACGACCAUCGCAGACACCACCACAACUACCACUGUUGCAUUAGCCACCUCUGAUACUGGAGCAGAGGUGGUGAGCGUGAGAGGCUUCAGCGUACCCCCUCCCAAUGUCGCAGGACAAGGCCAGUUGGGAGUCCAACAGGGUGGACAACAGUCGGGGCAGCAGGUGUAUCAGCCGUACCCAUCAACUUCUCCCAACAAUCCUCCCAUGUACAACCCUCACAUGCCUCCACCACCUCAUCCCCAGCUGCCACCUAGCAAUGUAUAUACUCAAAUUCCCCCACCACCACCACCAGUGUUACCUCAUGGAGCCACUGUUUAUGUAGCCAACUGCCAUGUGAAUUUAUCACCGUACAGUGGUACACAAACCCAGGUACCUGUUCUGACCUCAACUCCCGGACCAUCUCAGUCUCCCCCUGCACCAGCGCUAGUACCGUCAAUUCCAGUUGUGCAAGAGCAACAAGCUGUACAUAUACCCCCAGUUAAACCAAUACACGAGGGAAAGCCAGACUACGUUGACAGGAGGUACGAACCGUUUCGGGUAAACCACAGGGGCCGUGGACGCGGACGGGGGCGAGGGAAACGUACUAAUGCCGAGAGGAGUAAUUCCGUGUGUAGCGAUCAUUCUGGGUAUGGAGAUAAACAUUAUGCAGAGAAUAUGGGACCACCUCCCUAUGGAGCUAUGCCUGGGCAAUACAUUUAUCCUAAUGUGCAGUACCCAUUGCGAGGAAGUGGCUAUCCCACAUACCCAAAUGUACCAGCAGCACAAACUGUCCAAGGCUUGCCUCUUAUGUACAGUCAGCCUCAGCCGUAUUCUCAGUACAUGCCGUAUCAAGCACACAGCCCAGGCCAUCUUGUCCCAUAUCAACAGCAGCCUGGGCCUCCUGGUGCUCAGCAUCCUGCUGCUCUUCAACACAUGCAUCCUCAGCAUCCACAUCAGUUGCCUCACCAGCCUCCCCCCCACCAACCACCUCACCAUCAUCAGCAGCAACACCCUCAGCAUCAUUAUCACCACCAUCCAGAUCCUCAACAUAUCCAACAUCCUGUCCCUCAGGAUCAUCAGUAUCAUGUGCAGCAACAGCACCCUGAUCAACAGCAGCUGACCAACUUUCCGGAACCUCCCGAAAUUACCAAUUCUGCUGAUUCACAUUCUAAUCAACCAUUUGUGUCUGCUUCACAAACACCAUCUACACAGUAUGAAAAUGCCAAUUCCAUGGGUGUUCAGGCCCCAGCUGUUAACUUAACUCCCUCUGUUACAGCUCCUGAAGCAGGCAGAGUCAGUCCACUGACCACCCAGACUGCUGCCAUGGCCCUAGAAGAUUCUGUGGAACCAACAGUCUCACCCUCUGGCACCCCUGCUGCAAAUCAGGAGGUUCAUCUUUCAGAGGAGCAAGAGAGUGUUCCUCCUGUAAGUGAUGAAUCCAGAUGUGCAUCUACAACCCCAGUUGAGAAACAUCAGGGUAACAGUCCACCACAGAUGCCACCCCAGGUGCAGUCACACAUUCCACAAGUGCAACCACAAGGACCACCUCAGACACAGUCACAAGGAUCACCUCAGGUGCAACCACAAGGACCACCUCAGGUGCAACCACAAGGACCACCUCAGGUGCAGCCACAAGGACCACCUCAGGUGCAGCCACAAGGACCACCUCAAGUGCAGCCACAAGGACCACCUCAGGUGCCACCACAAGGACCACCUCAAGUGCCACCACAAGGACCACCUCAGGUGCCACCACAAGGACCACCUCAGGGGCCACCACAAGGACCACCUCAGGUGCCACCACAAGGACCACCUCAGGUGCCACCACAAGGACCACUUCAGGUGCAGCAAGGACCAUCACAGAGUCAGUCACAGGGACAGCCUCAGGUGCCACCACAGGUAUCACCUCCGGUACAGUCACAUAUACCACCACAAGUACCAGUUCACUUGCAGUCUCCCAUGCUACCACAGGCACCAACCCAGGUACAUACAAACUUACAAUCCCAAGGGCAGCCACAGAUGCCAUCCCAGCAACAAGGAUCACCUCAGAUACAGCAACAAGGACAGCCUCAUGCACAGCUUCCAGCACCACCACAGGUCCAACCACAAGGACCUGUAAAGGUUCAGUCACAAUUGCCACCCCAGGUACAGCAACAAGCAUCACUGCAGCCAGCAGUUGCUGCCAGUCAGCCCAUAGUCAACCAGUCAGUGAUGAACCAACCAAUGUUAAACCAGUCUGCAGCCUGCAGCCAGCCCGUGGUCUACCAGCCUCAGAUCUUAUUUCCACAACUUAAAGGAAAGAAUGAUCAAAAGUCUGCUGUAUCCAUUGCUGUCGACCAUGCAAGUGUGGCAGACAUCACCUUUAUGUCAGAUGAGAUUCAGCCUAAUGUAGAUCCACAAGAAGGUGUGGAUUUUGUAUCUGUUAAAACGUCAACUGUAAUAAAUUCAUCACUUAUUAUCCAGGAUGUUCUCCAGUGUACUGUUCCUUUCACAGUUACAUCAUCCACAAGUGCUGAUAAUACAAUAUCUGGGAAAAGCAGCAAUAGCGUGGUGGCCCCUCAGUCUUUACCAGAAAGUGGUACUGUAAUUGCUAAUGAAGUUAGGGUGGCAACAUCAAAUACUCCAUCAUUGGCCAGUCCUGCUCUUACAGAAGUCAAUAAACCAGGAGUUGUGCCUCAGGUUGUUAACAACGCUAUGCCUGGUGGUGCUUGGGCUCAGAAGAAAAGUUGGUCUCAACUGUUCAAGCCUUGUGAUGAGAGUGCUGCUAAACAAGUAGCGUAUGUGGCACCCUUUAAUCAGGAAUCGGAAAAACCUCGUGAGGAAACUCCUUCACCUUUGGAUGUGGUGGAACAGAAGAUAUCAGAUCCACCCCUUGCUGAGGCUGAUAUGGACAAAGCAAAGAUUGGAGGGAUGCUACGAGAGUAUAUUCAGGACCACCAUCACGUAGCCCUCCAGCCUCGAGGACUCAUCAACAAGGGAUACUGGUGCUAUGUCAAUGCUCCUUUGCAGGCACUCCUGGCUUGCCCACCAUUCUAUAACCUGAUGAGGAAUAUCCCAAAUAUUCCUGGUUUGAAAAAAGGCAAAUCUUCCACACCAGUCAUUGACAGCAUUGUGGAAUAUAUCCACGAGUUUUCUGAUAUGGCACCAAUGCUAAAGCCAGGCAAGAAGGACAAAGCUAAUGCUGCAGCUCGCAAGGAACCAGAUAUUGUGACAGGAUCUCCAUUUGAACCCUCUUAUGUGUACAAGAUGUUAGCCACCAUGAAUGGGGACAUGUUCACUGAUGGCCGUCAGCAAGAUGCCGAGGAGAUGCUGUCAUUUGUUUUGAAUGGGCUGCAUGAGGAGAUGGUAGAAGCAUUGAAGCUGGCCGGUGAAGUCAACCCCCCACCCCCUUCAAGUGACAACUCUGUUAAUGGGUCAGUCAAUGGAGAAAACAAUACGUCUGAUCAUGAAGAGAUGUCUGAUGAUGAAUGGCAGGUGAUGGGUCCUCGGAAACGCUGUGUUGUUACACGUACGGCCACUUUUAGCCCAUCUCCAAUUAGCGAUAUAUUCUGGGGGCAGUUAAGGUCAGUUCUUCACCAGGCUGGUGGUCACACUACUGCCAACCUGCAGCCUUUCACCACAUUGCCACUGGACAUUCAGUCUCCGAAGGUAGAGAGUGUACGCGACGCCCUGGAACAGCUGGUUAGUCGUGAAGAAAUUAUAGAUUAUACUGAUUCAAAGACCAAUCAGGAUGUCACAGUACACAAACAGGUGUUGCUGGAGCAUUUGCCUAAUGUGCUCAUUCUUCAACUAAAACAGUUUAUAUAUAAUGUUGAUGGUGGGCUUCAGAAACUGAUGAAGAAAGUAACUUUCCCCAUUGACUUGGAAAUCACCAAAGAACUGAUGUCAUCAAACAACCGUGGAAAGUUUUCCCAGCAACAGAGGAAGUACAAGUUACUUGCAGUUGUAUAUCAUGAUGGCAAGGAGGCAAACAAAGGCCAUUAUAUAGCAGAUAUAUACCAUGGAGGCUACAACUGUUGGCUGAGGUAUGACGACAGUUUUGUCAAAGUGGUCCAAGAAAAUAAUGUUGUCCGCCCUGUCCCUCCUAGAGUUCCAUACCUCCUCUUUUACCGUCGGGGUGACACCAUGGUGGGACCUUCAACUAAGGCAAAAUCAUGAACACCCUAAGGUACUGGCGAAAAAUCCAAGGACUUUGAUCGAUGUCGUAUGAUUAAGUGAAGAUGUGAAGCUUUUUAACAUGUGCAUAACUGUCUUAUAAUUGCAGGAUAGAAAAUAGGGAACUGGGCACUGAUUGUGCUGGCUUAAACAUAUACUGUAGUGUGAAGUCUUGAGUGCUUCAGUAACUUCACCUCUUGACAGUGUUGACCUCACUCAGUCAGUAGCCAAACUUAAGCAAACCUUGCAAUUAACUUAAAACGGUGUUAAUUGGUGUAAAGAAUAUAACUAGAAAAAGAAAAU
This is a messenger RNA of Homarus americanus (American lobster), 4922 nucleotides long. RefSeq names its product ubiquitin carboxyl-terminal hydrolase 10-A-like. The coding region runs from base 99 to 4622 and encodes 1507 amino acids. Gene Ontology annotation, molecular function: cysteine-type endopeptidase activity; cysteine-type deubiquitinase activity. The record is from RefSeq and is a predicted model, not a curated record. Lineage: Eukaryota; Metazoa; Arthropoda; Malacostraca; Decapoda; Nephropidae. Gene Ontology annotation, biological process: protein deubiquitination; DNA damage response, signal transduction by p53 class mediator; regulation of autophagy. The transcript is spliced from 10 exons. Gene Ontology annotation, cellular component: nucleus; cytosol.